GUUUAACUGAAGGCUUUCGGUCAUGCAUCCGUACCAGAUCACGUUUCGACCCAGCGUGGGAAACAGCUCAUACGUUCACUAGCCAGAUUAGAGUAGACGUUUCUCGAAAUAUUGAUAACGCAUCAAAUAUAUCUUUCCUACCUCUUCGCAUCUGACUUCUGAUUUCGAUUGGUUGGGGAACGCUCCAUACACGGAAGGUGUUACUGGUAGCUAGUUCUAAAAUUAGAAUACUAGUCAUAUCUUCAAGAUUAUUUGUUCCUCAGGAUAUACUGAUGGAUUCCCUCUGUCCCCUAUAUUUGAACUCCUGUUAUUCUUCUCUCAUUUAAUUGAAUCUCUUCACUUUGUGGCACACAAAAUAUCUCACUCUGGUAAACAAAACUUUGGCAAGAGGUUAACAACUGGAAUGAUAGGCUUACACUUGAUGAGAAUCUGACUGCAAUUUGAAUCUGAGCAAAUGUCAGCAGCCUUACUUUCGAUCAUUCAAGAUUUAAAGCUGAACUAUUACGGGAAAGUUCAGAUCAUUAAGCAUCCUAAGUAUUUGUUUUCAAGAAAAAGAUUUUCAACAUUCUGAACCACUUGAACCAUAUUCGACCUUGAUUCAAGGAUUCCAUUUGAACCAUUUCAUAAAUAGGAUCAAUUCUCGCUACAAAAGAAGUAAUUAAUUAGUUUCUCUAAGUUCAGUAUUCUGUUACUAAAUUUAUGCUGCUUUAAAUUGUUUCUUUUUCAGUCGUACCUCGGCAAUGGCUUUAAAAUGGCCUUUUAAUGCUACCAAGCACAUGGAAAGAUAAAAAGUUAGACAUUGUCCUACACAGAUAAAUUACUUGAGAACCUUAUUCUCGAUACCUUAAAGUUAGUUCUUCAGGUGUGACAUACAUGUGCUAGCACAUAUGAGAUAUUAAGCUCUCUUGAAGAUGUUUUUAAUGAUUAUUUAACGAGACAUUAUUUUCAGCUGAAUCCCUUCCAAAGUCUUCUAUGUAACUUGGUUACGAAUGAAAAAUUUUCAGGCAUCUUUACUGGCUCCCGAGAAACCGCCAUAUAUAUUCAGAUUAGAUGACCAUAUAAAAGUCACUUUAUUAACAUUGUCGUUGUCACAUUUACCCCACAGUUAAACGGGGACAUACUUAACUUUUUCUAACUUUUCUCUUCCAUGUGUACAACCACCCUCAAUACUUUUUAUUGAUAUAUUUUAAGCUGGACAGUAACUGGAGCGGAACGUUGGUAUAUUAGCAAUUGCGGAUUUCCUAAAACUAACUUAGAAAUGGGUGGUUUAUUUUGACUGUCAAAGGUUUUUUGGCUGUAGUUGAUGACAUUAAUUUAUCCAAAACAUACCGAUAUAGGCUCUGAUAUAUUUGUUAAUUUAACUAGCACCAUUAAGCCUUAUUUAGCAAACUCAGUUGUGUCAGAAAACAGGGAACCAAGCAGUUUUAGAUUAAUAUGACUGUUUCAUUUCGAUAGGUAAAAUUUUGACUUUACAAAUGACUCUGGAUAUUAUAGUAGCUCUAUUUUAGUGACCUGACAGGCUUCAAAAGUCAAAUAUUCAACAUAUAGUUUCCAAAACGUAUUAGGCUAAUUAUUUAUGACAGUUGUUCGGCGUACUUAUUAAGCCGUCGAUAAAAACAUAUCCAGGAGUUAUAGAGAAAGCUGAUAUCCAAACGUUCCAUUCCAUUUGAGUUCCGUGAUUACUUUAAAACUGAGUAACUUUGUCUUGUUUCACUUACAUUUAUAAUCGUACAGGUAGAUUGCUCAUUUAGGGGGAAAUAUCUCGAAGCCCAAAUAAAGCACCACUGUUAAAUUCCAAGGGGUAUUUAAACUUUGUGCACCAACAAGCCAUUAUCCUAAAGCUUUUAUUAACUCCGUAAGAUCAGACCUCAUGCUAUACAGUUUAGACCGCUAGUGUUAUUUACCAGGUUCCAGAACUAAUCAUUACCGGCUUUUGGUAACUUAUGGCCACAGCGUUCUAAGAACGGAUGUUGUAGAAUGAAAUCGCGAAUGUAUGUUGCAUCAAAUUUCAAGUAUUCAUAAGGGGUAAUAAAAUUUGGCACUAACUCUCCUUGCUCUUGCUUUCAGUUACAUUUGGAAGUAGAUUUACGUAUGAUAAUUAAUUACAACUUUUAUGAGAGCCCUUUCCCUUUCAAACGAACAACAUUUUUUAGUGACUGUCCCUAAAAUGACGCCUAUAUGGUUGAAUUCUAACAAAGUUGGUUUACUUUUCAGGCUUUCGGCCCACCGUUUUGUUAAUAUCAGCUUUAAUAGCAAUAUUAAUAAUAUUUUUAUCACAUUAUUACAGUCGGAAGAGUACUUUAAACUUUUUAGAUACACUAAUGGCAUCUGUGGUAAUACAAAAACUCAAAAAAGCUCAAAAACAAGGAAAAGAAGAUAAUCAAGCUAUACAGAGGUCGAUAGGACGAAAUAUUACUGAAUUGGAAAGGGAAGAAAAAGAUUUAGAAGAUGAGAUAAGAAGAGCUGCUAUGAAGAACAACAGAGCAGCUUGUACUAUGUUAGCACAAGAGUUAACAAAGAUUCGUGCUCUAAAGUCAAGAAAUUCUCGUUUUGCAGAUCACAUGAACAUUGUGCAGAGAAAACAAACAUCUUCACUGUACGCAGCCAAAUAUGGUGAAUCACUUGAAGCGGCUGCGAAAACCAUGCAAAAUUUCAACAAGGUCAUGGACAAAACGAAGGUCUCUGGUCAACUUCAACAGUUCGAUAAGGAAGCAUUACAAAUGGAUAUGUCUGAAGAUACCUUAGACACCAUGCUAUCUUCACUAUGCGAAUCUGACGAGGAGAACGUUGAUGAGUGUAUAACAAACAUUUUAAAUGAGCCGCCAAGUUACCUACCUGAUAUAUGGCCCUCUCUUCCUGAUACACCUUUAACAAAGUCCAGUUCUACUUCUAAACAAUUUCGUGAUAAUAUAGUUUAA
Molecule: messenger RNA, 2918 nt
Organism: Schistosoma rodhaini
Lineage: Eukaryota; Metazoa; Platyhelminthes; Trematoda; Strigeidida; Schistosomatidae
Source: the annotation of a GenBank genome assembly